Molecule: messenger RNA, 429 nt
Organism: Laccaria bicolor S238N-H82
Lineage: Eukaryota; Fungi; Basidiomycota; Agaricomycetes; Agaricales; Hydnangiaceae
Exons: 2
Coding region: 1-429 (142 amino acids)
Source: RefSeq, a predicted model, not a curated record
AUGCCAUCUCAAUCAGGUCUUUCCUUCUUCACAGACGCUAUCUCCAACGUUCCACGGUUCACCGCGUACUUUGGAGUAAGUCCUGCCAUCUCUGAGGGGCCUGACAUUCAGCGCUGGACGUUGAGCCCUCUUGGUACUUAUAUGGGUGUAUGUGGAUUGGUUCAUCUUUUUGAUUCGUACUUCACGUACAAUUACAGCUGCCAUCUAUCACAGACCAUCAGGCUCAAAAUCCACACACUCUCACUUCCCGGCGUUGCUUCCUUCAACGGAUAUGUCUUGCUUCCCUUUACUGCCGUUCCAUAUCCCUGUUUAGCCUCCCGAUCUUAUUCAGUGGGCAUUGUUACCACAACAUCCUAUGCGGCGUCAAACACUCAGCCCACUGCCGCGCAGCGCGUACCAAGCUGGCUCGAAGUCUGGGCUCACGUUUGA